GUCCCAGCUCCGACUCGAAAGCCUCGAAGACACGCACAUCAUCAAGGGGGAAGACGACGCAUUGUCGGACAAGCACGGCUGCCCGGCCUACGUGAGCCCCGAGAUCCUCAACACCACCGGCACCUACUCCGGGAAGGCUGCGGACGUGUGGAGCCUGGGGGUGAUGCUCUACACCCUCCUGGUCGGACGGUACCCCUUCCACGACUCGGACCCCAGCGCCCUAUUCUCCAAGAUCCGGCGCGGACAGUUCUGCAUCCCCGAGCACGUGUCCCCCAAGGCCAGGUGCCUCAUCCGCAGCCUCCUGCGGCGCGAGCCCUCCGAGCGGCUCACGGCCCCCGAGAUCCUGUUGCACCCCUGGUUCGAGGCCGCCCUGGAGCCUGGCUACGUCGACGCGGAGGCGGCAGCUUCAGACCAGGUGGUUCCCGAGCACCGGGAGGACAGUGACCUGAGCGCCUUCUUCUGCUGA
Molecule: messenger RNA, 466 nt
Organism: Carlito syrichta (Philippine tarsier)
Lineage: Eukaryota; Metazoa; Chordata; Mammalia; Primates; Tarsiidae
Gene: TRIB1
Product: tribbles pseudokinase 1
Exons: 1
Biological process (GO): positive regulation of proteasomal ubiquitin-dependent protein catabolic process; protein phosphorylation; regulation of MAP kinase activity
Cellular component (GO): nucleus
Molecular function (GO): ATP binding; mitogen-activated protein kinase kinase binding; protein kinase activity
Source: RefSeq, a predicted model, not a curated record